Messenger RNA from Populus trichocarpa (black cottonwood), 1493 nucleotides. RefSeq lists its product as uncharacterized. Gene Ontology annotation, biological process: carbohydrate metabolic process. Gene Ontology annotation, molecular function: oligosaccharide binding; chitin binding. Bases 88 to 1389 code for a protein of 433 amino acids. The transcript is spliced from 8 exons. Gene Ontology annotation, cellular component: extracellular region. The record is from RefSeq and is a predicted model, not a curated record. NCBI's taxonomy places the organism in Eukaryota, Viridiplantae, Streptophyta, Magnoliopsida, Malpighiales, Salicaceae.
GAAGUUGGGUAUUGACUAGCCAGCUCCAGACUCCAGUGGCCACAAGGCACGAAGCACUUAGCAGCAGGCGUCGUCUCGAUCAAUGAAAUGGCGAGGAAGCGAGGCCGCCGAGUAGCGCCGAGUUCGGAUCAUCAUGAAACAGGAGCCAAGACGUCCACUCGACCGGACCAAUUCAGCGAGUCAGCAGCUUCUGAUCGCAAGCUGAUAACCAUAUUUAUCGUCUUCUUCGUCGUAAUUCCUGCAGUAUCUGUACUCGUGUACCGUAUCAAAUACGCUCCAAAUAAGGACUCGUCAUAUCCACAGUUUCAGGAAGACGGACUCGUUAAAACCGACGUGGAUUACCAAGAAAUACUCGACGAGAAUUCGAAGGUUUUGAAGAAUGAAUCUCACCGGCAUUACACAUAUCCUGUGUUGGCCUACAUUACUCCAUGGAAUUCGAAGGGAUAUGAAAUGGCGAAGCGGUUUACUAAUAAGUUUACGAUAUUAUCUCCUGUUUGGUAUGAUCUGAAGAGUCAAGGUACUGGACUAGUUCUGGAGGGGAGACAUAAUGCUGAUAUGGGAUGGAUUUCAGAGCUCAGAAGGAAUGGGAAUGCUCUGGUAUUACCUAGAGUUGUUCUGGAAGCAUUUCCAAAGGAGCUGCUUAAGAAGAAGAAACUUAGAGAUAAAGCUAUUGACCUGAUAAUAUCAGAGUGCAAGGAAAUGGAAUAUGACGGCAUUGUGCUUGAAUCCUGGUCAAGGUGGGCAGCUUAUGGUAUUUUGCAUGAUCCUGAAAUGAGGAAUAAGGCACUGCAGUUUAUAAAACAACUUGGGCAUGCAAUGCAUUCAGUAAGCUCAUCAAGGAAUGGGAAGCAAUAUUUACAAUUGGUCUACGUUAUCGGUCCACCAUAUUCAGAGAAGCUUCAACCUCAUGACUUUGGUCCAGAGGAUCUUCAGAGCUUAAGUGAUGAUGUAGAUGGUUUCUCGUUCAUGACAUAUGACUUCUCAAGUCCUCAUAACCCAGGUCCAAAUGCACCUUUGAAGUGGAUCCGUUUCACUCUGCAGAUUCUCCUUGGCAACAGUGGUGCUCGGGCCCUGGCCAAUAAGAUAUUUCUGGGCAUCAAUUUUUUUGGAAAUGAUUUCGUGAUUUCUGAAGGUUCUGAGGGUGGUGGAGCAAUCACAGGAAGGGAAUACCUCUCUUUACUGGAGAAGCACAAGCCUGAAUUGCAAUGGGAAAAGAACAGCGGGGAACAUUUUUUUCUCUACGUUGACGAUGAGCAUAUCAAUCAUGCAGUGUUCUACCCGUCAUUGAUGUCAAUUUCUAUUCGGCUAGAAGAAGCUCGGCUGCAGGGAGUUGGAAUCUCAAUCUGGGAAAUUGGGCAAGGUUUGGAUUACUUUUUUAAUCUCUUAUAAGAGUCGACUUCUCAAUACAGUGUAACAUAACAUUUUAUUUUUAGCGUUCAGCUUACUUCCAAAAUUAGGUUUUGGGGGCAAAUCCAGCAACCAUGAUUUUUCAA